CUUUGACUUUUCACCCUUUCAAGUAGCAACGAGCGAGCUAGCGAGCUUGUGUGUGUGUUGGAAAUUACGAAAUAAAUCACAGUUUUUGUCAAAAAUCGAACUUUUGUGUGCCAUCGCGAUUUGCGAACAUUUGCUGAAAUUCCUAAAGAAACCAGUAAAUAAAUAACACAAAUUAGAUAAAAUGGCAGCGGCUUGUGGACGUAUGGCUUUACGUGCGGCGACACGUCAAAAUUUACAAUACACUCCAGUGCGCUUCUGCAAAAUGAUGAAUGAUCCCAUGGAGCAUGCCACCGGUAUAGAGAAGCGUGAACUUUUAGCCAAGGCCGCUGGCAACGAUAAUCCCUUCGACAUGAAAGUGUUCAAACGUGGCGCUGGCACCAAAGAAAACCCCAACCUGAUACCAUCAGCAUUUGAUGCCCGUAUUGUUGGUUGCAUCUGCGAAGAAGAUCAAACCUACGUGCAAUGGAUGUGGCUGCAAAAGGGCACAUCAAAACGUUGCGAAUGCGGUCAUUGGUUCAAAUUGGUUGAGAAGGCUCCUGUCUAAAUCAAAUUAUAUAUAAUUGCAAGUUUCAUUUUACUAAGCAAAAAGUAACCAAAUAAAUUCACAAAACCAACAAAAACAACAACAACCCUGAAGUAGUAGUGAAAUAAAGGGGCAAACUUAGGAAACUUUAAGCCAGAAUUUGCAAUGCUAUGUUGAAAGCUGCUUUCGUGAAGCCGAGAAUUCAUCACUGGCAUAAUAUUAAAAAUAAUUAAUAAUUAAAUAAUGAGCACUGUAAUAUUUAAUGUUAAGUGAAUUUAAUGAAAAGUAAAACCAUCAACAACAGGUUUUAUUCGCAAA
Molecule: messenger RNA, 841 nt
Organism: Rhagoletis pomonella (apple maggot)
Lineage: Eukaryota; Metazoa; Arthropoda; Insecta; Diptera; Tephritidae
Product: cytochrome c oxidase subunit 5B, mitochondrial-like
Exons: 3
Coding region: 182-544 (120 amino acids)
Biological process (GO): mitochondrial electron transport, cytochrome c to oxygen
Cellular component (GO): mitochondrial envelope
Source: RefSeq, a predicted model, not a curated record